Peronospora matthiolae is the source of this 924-nucleotide messenger RNA. The record is from the annotation of a GenBank genome assembly. NCBI's taxonomy places the organism in Eukaryota, Oomycota, Peronosporomycetes, Peronosporales, Peronosporaceae.
AUGUCGUCGCUCGCAGCGACGCAGGCGGAUGGGUACUACUACCCCGCCGAAUGGCGGCCAGAGCACGGGUCUCUGACUCAAUUUCGCCAGUCAAAACAAGCACAAGCUCAAGGUCGACGUGUCCAGCACAAGCACGUAGAAGGGGAUGGCAAAGCUCCCGUCGUACGCUUUGAAAUGCCGUUCCACGUCUGGUGCACACACUGCGACGUGCACAUUGGACGGGGCGUGCGCUUUAACGCCGAGAAGCGUUGCGUGGGCCGGUACUUCUCGUCAACAGUGUGGGAGUUUGUAAUGCGCUGCGCCACUUGCAGCGGGCAGCUCGUCAUUCGGACGGACCCGAAAGAGCGCAGCUACGAGCUGGUGAGCGGCGUCGAGAAGAAAGCCGAGGCAGAAGACGCACGGGAGAUGGAGACGGAGCUCUUGAACGAUGCCAAAGUGGCUCAGAAGCUACGGACGGACCCGUUCUUUCGACUGGAGCAUGAGAACGAGGACAAGCGCGUUGCGAGGAAGCGCUCGCGAGGUCUUGACGCACUUGUGCAGCUCCAAAGCGCUCAGUUCAAAGACGACUACGCGAGCAACUCGGCGCUGCGUGCUCAAUUCAGGAGCGACAAGAAGAAGCAGAAACGAAGAGAAGAGGAGGCAACGCGGCUGGGGAUUGGCGGCAUCCCGCUUGUGGAUGUGCAUUUAGACGACGUGGUGGUGUCGAGAACAAUUGCGUUCAAAGGCAUUCCACACAAGCGAAGAGCUGUGCAAGUCAUGAGAGGCAGUGAGAAGGCUCGAUCUAUGUGUGCGAGAGCAGCUGCUGCAGACGAGAAAGCAGACUCCUUCCAGUACUUCGGCGACCCGUUGGGAUCCAAGUUGCGGUGCAUGCAGGCGGCAAAACGAUCGGCCAAGAAGCGCGCAGCCACGUUGUCAAGGACGUGA